Messenger RNA from Diceros bicornis minor, 1051 nucleotides. RefSeq names its product ribonuclease A family member k6 (gene RNASE6). Lineage: Eukaryota; Metazoa; Chordata; Mammalia; Perissodactyla; Rhinocerotidae. The coding region runs from base 277 to 741 and encodes 154 amino acids. The transcript is spliced from 2 exons. The record is from RefSeq and is a predicted model, not a curated record. Gene Ontology annotation, biological process: antimicrobial humoral immune response mediated by antimicrobial peptide; defense response to Gram-negative bacterium; defense response to Gram-positive bacterium. Gene Ontology annotation, molecular function: RNA nuclease activity; nucleic acid binding.
CUGUAAGUACACUUAUUCUUCCCGUGUAUACAGUGACGUUGACUCUAUUUUAAACGGCAAGUUCGAAAUUCUGAGUCUCAUCGACACUGUGCACAAGAAGUUCAUCUGCCAAGCCCUGGUUUUCGCUUUCCUAGGGCUUGGGCUGAGAACCCGUUCCCUGCCGCAUGCUGGCAGCUCUGGCAUGCCUGGGAGAGAAGCAGCAGACAAAAGCCUCUGAGCCUGGGACUAACUCGUCUUCUGUUCUCAGGGGGAGCCUCAGCACGGAGACCUGAAAAGAUGGUGUUAAAUCUUCUGGGACGCUUUCCUCUCCUACUAUUGCUGCUGGGACUAUGGGGGCUGGUGCAGCCACUUUGUGCUUGGCCUAAGUCUCUCACCCAUGCUCAGUGGUUUGAAAUUCAGCAUAUACGGCCAAGCCCUCUCCAAUGCAACAAGGCAAUGAAUGGUGUCAAUAAUUAUACCCAGCACUGUAAACCUGAAAACACCUUUCUGCAUGACUCCUUCCAGAACGUGGCUGCUGCCUGUGAUUUGCCCAACAUCGUCUGCAAGAACGGCCAGAAAAAUUGUCACCAGAGUCCAAAACCUGUUAACAUGACUCAAUGCAGUCUCACUGCAGGGAGGUAUCCUAACUGCCGAUAUAAAGAUUCUGCCCCAUACAAGUUCUACAUUGUUGCCUGUGACCCCCCUCAGAAGGGUGACCCUCCCUAUCAGUUGGUUCCUGUACACUUAGAUAGUAUUGUUUAAAAUUUCUAUCAUUUCCCUCUCACUUGUCACGGGUUCUCUUAUGAUCUCUUCUGUUUUUUCUUUUCUUUUAUUGAUUGCCCUGGUUCCUAUAGAAGAACCAUAGAAGAAAAAUUAGAGCGCCUAGGACACCAGACCAGAGUUGGAACAAAAAGAAAUAGGAUUCUUUUCUACUUUGGAGCUUUGUGUGUUUUGAAGGAAGGCAACAGGGAAGAGGGGAAAGAAAGGUCCAUGUCUCCAUAUUUUUAACCAUGAAACUUCUGCCAAGCUUUGUUGCACUGUGUUCACAGCAAUAAAACCACUUUCUGCUGCA